Molecule: messenger RNA, 3435 nt
Organism: Caenorhabditis auriculariae
Lineage: Eukaryota; Metazoa; Nematoda; Chromadorea; Rhabditida; Rhabditidae
Source: the annotation of a GenBank genome assembly
AUGAAAAGCGUCUGGCCGGUUCUGUUGAUUUUGCUUUUAACUAUUCAUUCAAAAGCUGAUGAUAACGAUGGGAUCGAGUCGGAAGAUGGUGACGCCGCUAGUGAGUUUUUUUUUAAAUUUUGAUUGAAGUUGUUGUUUACAGAAAAAUUGAAACUUUUAUUUAAAAUUAGUGUUACCCUCGUUAGGGAACUCGGACUAUGACUAGAAUAUACUCUCCUUCUGGCCAGGUGUCUCAAUGGGUAUACCCCUGUCAAACUCGUUAUUUUGAGGCUAUUUGAGUCUCAGUUGUGCUAAAACGGGGGAACAAAGGGUGUAAGAAAAAAUAGGUGACCUAGCUGUGUUUAUUUAGAAAAUCUGUGACCCAAUUGUGCUGAAGCGGUUCCUCAGUUGGUGUAAAAUUUGCCAAGGUUCUACCAAUUCUGCUUAUACGGAGCACCCGCUGAUACCCCGUGUUAGCCCGACUGGGCCACCCUCAUCAGCAUUACAGUAGUUGAAAAAGCGUUGCAUGAGCGACGCGACUUUCGGCGCGAGCUCGAGGUCAAAUUUAAUCAUGGAAAAACGUUCAUAAAAAAACUAUAAAAAUCUAAAGUUAUUGGAAAAAUUCAAAAAAAGAAAAAAAAAAUGGUAAAUAGUGUUUGAUCUUGAGUUCCCGGCCAAAAGCCGCGUCGCGCACGCAACGCUUCACUUUUGCCAAUCAACCUAUCUAGCCUCCCUAGUCGGGAAGGAUUGAAAUCAUUGUUAUUGAUGAAAAAAAAAACGAAUAAUCAAAACUUUUAGAGUUUUAUAACAUGACAUAUCGGGAGCAGCAAUCAGCACUAGAAAAGAAGAUUUUCUACAACUACCGCAACAACCGUCGACCUGUCCGGUUUGCAGAAUAAAAAUUUGGCUCAGAAAUGGGGAAAAAUCAGAAACGUGUCGCAACCGACGACGGUGAGCAUGCACUGGCACGUGAUCCACGUCUCGGUCAACGCCAACGAACAGACUAUGACUCUACAUGGACAUCUUUACAUGGUUUCUUACAAAUAUAAAAAGUUGUUGUAGACUGUAUACGGUAUGUGAGAGUAAGCUUUGAAGCUAAACAUUUUGAAAAAGCGUGGUGGAUUUAACUUCUGAUUGGAAACAUCGCGCACUAAAGUUCGAUUAUAAAUAAAAUAAUUUAUAAAAGGAAAAAUAUCUGCAUCUUCAAAAAAACUUUUUUCACAAACCAUCUAGGACCAAAUAGAUACAGGCAUGAGCCGUAGUAGAACUUUAAUUUUUGUUUUUGAACCUCAGUAAUUUUUCCUAAAGUGUAAAAUUUGGAUAUAAAACAGCAUAAGUUGAACUCUUUGACCAUUAAAAAAACCAACAAAUUAUUCGAUUUUUCGUUUGAAACGCCGGGGUUGAGCAGAAAUGUCUUCUAAAGGCUUUUCCUACAUUAUUUUUUCUCAGUCGAUUUGGAUGAAAUUUUAUGAGCGAGUUUACUUCAAACCUGACGAAUAUAUCAUCUUAUAAGUUCAUUUUUGUCGAUAGUGAUUAUGAGUCUCUCUGUUUAGUCGUGGUUCGACGAAUUCCUCGUCUGGGACCCCAAGGAUUUCAACGGAGUCCGUACAGCUAGAUGCAAGAAAUGGCAGGUCUGGCAGCCCAAAGUCCGCGUCAUAAAUAGGUUAUUAUUCUAAUAAGUGAAUUUUAACAGUACAGUUUAGCGUGUCUGGAGUUAAUUCGCUGUUUGAAAUAUCUACACAAGGCCACGCGUUGUUGGAAAUGCAGGUGAGGUAAUUGAUAAAAUCGAAGAAGCACAUUUGGAGACGACCAAGAAAGUUGUUUUAAAUCAUAUCAAAUGUCCUCGGUUCUGAUUCUUCACAAAGUGCAAAAAUCAUGAGCUUUUGAGAUUUUCAUUUUAUCGAAAACUACAAGCUCAACUUGAAACGAUCAAAACUAACGAUAACAAUAUCGUAUCGAAAUAAAAUGAGACUUUCAGCCAGACAACCGAGCCAAAGUGGAGAUUUACCCGACAUUCUCGAUCAAAGUCGGCUGUCUGAUGGACUUCAGCGACUUCCCCAACGACGUCAACAAGUGCAACGUCGCCGUUUUCACGACCGAACCCAUGAGUCAGGUCCAAAUCAACAUUUACUACGCCUUGCCGCCCAGCUUGAGCUUUGGUUUGAAAUCAGCUACAGCUUCAGAAAAUAUCUUUCCUUCAGCUUGGGGCGAUCAGAGCAAGAAGAGAAUCAUAUCGGAUUUCAACGUGGUCAACAUCACCAACAACGUCGUUUACUACAGCGAAGGCAACUAUACUGAACUGGCGCCAAUUGUUGAAAACGAACUUUCUCAGACUUGGUGAGACCUUUUAGAGGGCAUUUUGACAAGAAAAAAAAAGUUCAGCCUUUGAAAAUUCUUCGCUUGGUUUUUCGAGGAGCAAAAUUUUUCCUUAUCUUAAGUAACAUUGAGUCCUUCGUCUCGAUACCUUAUCCGAAAAUGCCUAUGUUCUUUUGAAAAGCUCAGUACACGAGUUAAAAAGGAUCACUGUUCGUUCUUUUCCAUUUUCAGAGGUAGAGUUUUAAUAUCCAAAACAUACUUGAAAAUGGAUUACUCGAACUUAAACUGAUGAAAUUUUAAGUUAAACGUUCCAAUUUUUGACACACUUACCAUACUCAGGACUAUGGUAAUGACGACGGUGGUGUUCUCGCGGCACUCGCCGUUUUUCUUCGCCGGUGUCUUCCUUCCGAACAUCAUCGGCACUUUGAUGUGCGUCCUGCCUUUCUUCAUCGACUCCUGCGCGUUCGCCAGCUUCACGCUCGUUUCCAACAUGAUCAUCUUGGUUUUUCUGCAACCAAAACAGGAGAAAUCAACAGUUUCAGUCGAUAUUCCUGCAAGACGCGUUCAGCAAGUUUCCACUAGCAACUAAAGGCGUCCCGAAGUCAUGUGAGUUGUUUCGAUAAAAAAUAUCAAAUACCUGGAUGACUUCAGUGAUUUAUUACGACGUUUUGUUGAUCUCGACGACGGUGGCCUUGCUGAUCCAUAUAGUCGUCAUGUUUGCCACCGCGGCUCGAUUUCCGCUGCCUGACUGUUUAAAGUCGUUUUUUGCGCUCAAAGAACGGUUGCCUGACUGGGCGCGAGGCCUGAAACAGAAUGGUUUGAUUCAAAUUUCACGAAAUUAUUCGAGAAUCAGGACUUUAUGGAAACGAUGGAAUAAAGAAACGCGAGCAAAUUGGAUCUCAAAUCCUUCUCAGAGUUACCAUUCAGAAAAAAAGUUUCGCUUUUUCCUUUUUUUGAGAAAAUGUUCUCGAUGACCGUAGAAAUAUGAAAAUUGAGAGAAACAACUUGGUGAUUAUAAAAAGAAGAAAAAUUCGCAAAGAAGGAAAAAAAUAAAAAAUUUUUGAACUGCGAAAAAAAAGAACUUCAUGUACUUCGCUCUAUUGAGAAUUGUUUUUUUCUAGUCCGCGGCCCUUUUUCUGA